CUUCAAAAGCCUGACGACUCGCCGGCGACGCCAACGGAAGACGACGUGCGCCACCACCUCCGCCGGAACCGGGAAGGCAGAGCAGGAGACAGGAGGGCGGUCGGCACCCAGUCCACCACUGGCGGACGGAGAUGAAGAAGUGCCCGUCGGAGCUGCAGCUGGAGGCGUUCAUCCGGGAAAGCGGCGAGGGCGCCGUUUCCGGCGCCGCGGAGAGCAAGCCCUCCGGAAGCGGACCGAGCGAGCCAGGUGGCAGCGGCGUGUUCUCGCCCGGCGGCAUCGGCUUCGGCGACACGAGCGCCAUGGAUGGAAACAGCUGGUGGUUCGGGAGCAUCCGCCCGGCGAACCCAGUCGCGUCGCAGACGGCGUCCAUCUCCGCUAGUCCCAGGGCAACCACUUCGGCAAAUCAUGCUCUUGAGAGCGAGUCAGACUCCGACAGCGAAUCGUUGUAUGAGGUAGAGGGAGGUUCAUGUGAGCGAGGCACCAAAUCUAUGGAAACAAAGCGAAUAAGAAGGAUGGUGUCCAACAGGGAGUCUGCUCGACGAUCCAGGCGGAGAAAGCAGGCACAAUUAUCUGAACUUGAGUCACAGGUCGAACAACUUAAAGGUGAAAAUGCAACUCUGUUCAAGCAACUUUCAGAGGCGAACCAACAGUUCACCACUGCAGUCACAGACAACAGAAUCCUCAAAUCAGAUGUAGAAGCCUUAAGGGUCAAGGUAAAGAUGGCAGAGGAUAUGGUAGCAAGAAGCGCAAUGUCCUGCGGCUUAGGUGACCUUGGUCUGGCACCAUAUCUGAAUUCAAGAAAGAUGUGCCAAGCUUUGAAUAUGCUCACAGUCACAGGGUUGGAUUUGCUAGGAAGCGAUGCAUUCAGAGGUACAACCGCAGCUCGACAAGUUCAGAACUCACCAGUACAAAGCACUGCAAGCCUAGAGAGUCUGGAUAACCGGAAGUCUAGUGAGGUGACCAGCUGUGCGGCAGACAUGUGGCCUUGAGAUUCAGGACAUUGAUCAGAUUCAAAGCUUGCUAAGCAGAAAAAAAGCACCAGUUCAUCACCUCAAAUUGUGCCUUUGGAGCAUAGCUUCUGUCAAAUUUCCUUGAAUCAUAUUUCUACAGAAGGCUUUACACUACGCAUUGCUGGUUUGAUGUAGCUAUGUAGGUACUUCUCCGGUGGGAAAGAUACCAUUUACUGGCAGUUGUCAUGGCAACCAGGGAAUGCGGCAAAGCUCAGAGUAUAGUUUCAAGUAGAAAAUGAACUUGUCAUUGUACAAAUCUGCAAAAGCAAAAAAUAGAUGUAACUUUUUCUCACACGCAUAGAAGUAUAUGAAAUAUCCUGAAUAAAUGUGUCAAGCAGGGAAUGAUGCUUAAGAUCCAAAUGCAGGCCACAGGUGAGACAAUUAUGUUUACAACAAAAAUAAAGUGAUACAUUGUUUAGAAA
Molecule: messenger RNA, 1432 nt
Organism: Setaria italica (foxtail millet)
Lineage: Eukaryota; Viridiplantae; Streptophyta; Magnoliopsida; Poales; Poaceae
Product: bZIP transcription factor RISBZ5
Exons: 6
Coding region: 132-989 (285 amino acids)
Biological process (GO): regulation of DNA-templated transcription
Molecular function (GO): DNA-binding transcription factor activity
Source: RefSeq, a predicted model, not a curated record